CGUCGCCCAGGCGCCCGCUGGCCACGCGCCGGCCGGCGUGGACGCCGUGGGCCGGUAGCCCCUGGCAUGGCGGGGAUGGGCUGCCUGCCGCGCGCUCGGGGUGCCGGCCUCUGAGGGCUGCCCUGGUGCCGGAGACAUGGACACCAACCUGCCGGGCACCUUCCUGCUCAGGCCCCUCGCUGGGCGCCUUCCCGAGGCCAAGGCACCUGUCUGCCAGUACUCGGUGCAGAGCUCCUUCUACAAGCUGGGUCCCCCUGGGCUGGGCGCCCAGCUGGCUGCCGGAACCCCGCACGGCAUCUCCGACAUCCUCAGCCGGCCCGCGGCGACGCCGAACAGCAGCCUCCUCCCCAGCUACCCCCACGCGGGCGGAUUUAAUGGACUGAGCUCCCCGGGCGUCUACUAUGGGCCCCAGGUGGGGACCCUUCCCAAGGCCCCCAGCGACUACCUGCCACGGGGCCGGAGCUGCUGGGCGGAGGCGGCCCCUGACUGGCGGGGCGGCCGGCAGUGCGGCGGCCCCCCCGCUCACCUGGCCGACAGCCUGCACAAGAAGAAGCACACACGUCCAACCUUCACGGGGCACCAGAUCUUUGCUCUGGAGAAGACUUUUGAGCAGACCAAGUACCUGGCAGGGCCCGAGCGGGCACGGCUGGCGUAUUCCCUCGGCAUGACGGAGUCCCAAGUGAAGGUUUGGUUCCAGAACCGACGCACCAAAUGGAGGAAGAAGAGUGCCCUGGAGCCCUCCUCAUCCUCGCAGCGGGCGGGGGGCUCUGGCGGAGAGCGGGCAGCCUCUGAGACUGAGGACGACGAGUAUAACAAGCCGCUGGACCCCGACUCAGAUGACGAGAAGAUCCGGCUGCUGCUGAGGAAGCACCGCGCGGCCUUCUCGGUGCUGGGCUUGGGGACGCACAGCGGCUGAGCACAGCCACGCCGGCACUGCCGGUCCCCGGGGCCAUGGGGUACCCGACCUGGCCCGGCCCGGCCCGGCUGCCUGCUUCAUGCCCCUUCAGACACCUGGCUGUGGAGAUGGGGCACAGCUGCCCCCCCCCCCCCCCUCCAUCCCCCCCAGCAGCUCCUGCCUGGGGCUCCUGACUCUGGGCUGGUUGCAGCAGGCAUGGGCAGCAGCAAGCACAGCUGUGCCAGCAGCACCGAUGAAAUAAAGGCCCCAGCCACAGCCAAGUCCCCCGUGCUUGCUUCAUGGGUGUGUGGUCUGGGGAUGCCCUCACGAGGCUGGGCUGGGGAGGGACUGGGAAGGCACCUAUGGGGUGGGAAGGGUCCAUGUGCCAGGCAGGGGAAGGGGCUGUGGCUGGGGUACUGUGCAUGGGGACAGGAAGGGAGUGGGGUAUCCCUGGGACCAUUUCCCAGGGUUUCUGCCCGCUUGGGCAUGCAUUUGCAGCAAGAGGUGCUGGUUCAAAAGUCACUUGUUAGGGCCUCUUGUUGGAACCUAUUAGCAGCGAAUAAAUAUCAUUUAUCUUAACGGUGUGAGUGAGAACCCAUUCACCUGUCAGGGCUGCAGGAUUGAUGCAGUGUCAAUAGCACCGACGUGUU
Messenger RNA from Cygnus olor (mute swan), 1545 nucleotides. It is a transcript of the gene NKX6-3, whose product is annotated as NK6 homeobox 3. NCBI's taxonomy places the organism in Eukaryota, Metazoa, Chordata, Aves, Anseriformes, Anatidae. Gene Ontology annotation, cellular component: nucleus. The record is from RefSeq and is a predicted model, not a curated record. Gene Ontology annotation, molecular function: DNA-binding transcription factor activity, RNA polymerase II-specific; RNA polymerase II cis-regulatory region sequence-specific DNA binding. Gene Ontology annotation, biological process: regulation of transcription by RNA polymerase II; cell differentiation.